AUGGCGACCCCGCCUCCCGAGGCUCCUCCAGCCAUGAAGGAGGACAAGCCUCAGCUGCCUCCCUCGCCGACCGGUCCUUCCGCGCCUGAAAUUCCAGCGACCAGCGCGCAACUUCCUAUCGAAUCGAAGGUUGAAAGCCCUGCCGAUGCUCAGGUCGAUUCGCCCGCGUUGAACGGCCACACCCCUACCGCGCCUUCCAUUGCCAACGGCGCCAACACUGCGAAUUCCCCACCCAAGUCUCCUGCGCCUACACCCGCACCUGCAGCUGCACCUGCGCUUAUUUCAUCUGAGCCCGCCGAAGAAACACCCAAAGCUGCGGAGUCGCAGGAAACUGAAAAAGCCAAUCAAGAGUCUCUCACUUCCACCUCCGCUCCCAACCCCGCUGAGACCAUCACCCCGGUAUCAGCCCCAGCUCCAGCACCAGUCGUAGCUGAGAUUCCUACUGCGCCCGCAUCUACCGAGAGUACUACACCGGCUCCAGCUCCAGUUUCAGCUCCAGCUCCAGUCUCAGCUCCGACUGAGACCUCUAACGCACCUGCUGCUACUGACUCUGACGCUAUGGCUAUUGAUACCAAGGACAGCAUGACUGCAGUCAAAACCGAGCUUCCCCACCAUCCAACCACCGCUCCCACCCCACUCUCCUUGCAACCCGUUGACCACGAGAUGAAGGACGCACCUGAACCCCCGCUGUCACCUUCAAAGAUUUCCCGCCAACGCGAUGCCGACCUUAGUGAAGAGCCCGCCGCGAAGCGGACCAAGGUUGUGGGUGAAGAGACGGCUCCUGUGGAAUUCAAACCACAGGAACCUUCCACUCCAGCCCCCCACAAGCCCGCUCCUACUCCCUCGAGUGGCGGACCGGGCCUAACCAAAUUGCAACACAAGUUCAUCACUAAAUCUCUCACAAGCCUCAAGCGGAUGCACGAUGCACGCUUCUACAAGGAGCCUGUGGAUCCCAUCAAGCUUAACAUCCCUCAAUAUCACACCAUAAUCACCCAACCUAUGGAUCUGGGAACCAUGGAGAAGAAGCUCAAGAACAAUGAAUAUGUGUCACCUCAACAAGUCUCCGACGACUUCGCCCUCAUGGUUAACAACACGACUGUUUUCAAUGGCGUGGACCACCUGGUCACCCAAGAGGGUAUCAAAUUAAAGGCCACUUUUGAAAAGCAAAUGCUCAGUCUUCCCAAGCCCGAUGAGGUGGAGCCGUCAAAGUCGAAGAAGUCAGCGGAGAAGACCUCUGCCGCGCGCCGGGAGCCACGGACCUCGCUUCCCAGCCAGCCAAAGGCAGCUUCUCCGCAAAACCAGACCUUUGCACUGGGACCUGAGGGAGUUCCCGUCAUUCGCCGCGACUCUACCAAUCCCGAUGGCCGCCCCAAGCGGUCCAUUCACCCGCCCAAGCGUGACCUCCCCUACUCCGUCAAGCCUAAGAAGAAGAAAUACCAGUGGGAGUUGCGAUUCUGCCAGGAGGUGCUGGAGGAGAUGCACAAGAACAAGCACUACAACUUUGUCAUGCCUUUCUAUCAUCCGGUUGACCCCGUUGCUUUGAACAUCCCCACCUACAACAAGGUUAUCAAGAAUCCGAUGGAUCUAGCUACCGUUCAGCAAAAACUGAAGGCCGGCAGCUAUGACAAUGCCAAGGACUUCGAACAUGAUGUUCGCAUGAUCUUUAAGAACUGCUUCCGAUUCAAUAUUCCUGGUGAUCCAACUUACAUCUGUGGCCAACGCGCCGAAGAAAUUUUCAAUCAGAAGUGGGCUCAGAAAUCGGAUUACCUUGAGGCCCAUGAGCCUCACCCUGAGCAGAACUCCGAUUACUCUGAUGAGGACAGCGACGAGGAUGCCGAGGAAAGUGAAGAGGACGACCAAAAGCUCACCCUGCUUCAAAAGCAAAUUGCAGAGAUGUCCCGUCAGGUCGAGGCUAUCACCAACAAGAAAAAGAAGACACCUCCCUCGUCCAAGAAGGCUGGCAAGGCCAAGCCCGCUACCAGCAAGAAGAUCGGCUCUAGCAAGAAGGACAAGAAAAGCAAGAGCUCCAAGAGUGGCAAGGAGCGUGCCAUCACCUACAACGAGAAGCAAAUCAUUUCCAACGGCAUUAGUUCCCUUCCGGACAAGAAGAUGCAGCAAGCCCUUCAAAUCAUCCAGAACAAUGUUCCUGCUCUCAAGGGAACCGACGAGGCCGAAAUCGAGCUGGACAUCGACGAGCUUCCCAAUGAUGUCCUGCUUCUGCUUCUCAACUUUGUGAAGAAGAAUGUCCCUCAUCUUAUGGAUGACGAGGACGAUGUCCCCGCCAGCAGCGUUGCCCCGCCAAAGCCGAAGAAGAACAAGCCUAUGAGCAAGUUUGAGCAGGAGGCGCAGAUUAACAUGCUGCAGAGCAACCUUUCCCGUUUCCAGGGAGGUGCUCACUCCCCAGACCCUGUCGCUUCGGUUGAACGGAACGAUAGCAGCGAUGAGUCGGAUUCGUCCGAGGAGGAGAGCGAGGAGGAGUAA
Molecule: messenger RNA, 2481 nt
Organism: Penicillium brevicompactum
Lineage: Eukaryota; Fungi; Ascomycota; Eurotiomycetes; Eurotiales; Aspergillaceae
Product: putative transcription regulator BDF1
Exons: 3
Coding region: 1-2481 (826 amino acids)
Biological process (GO): regulation of DNA-templated transcription; chromatin remodeling
Cellular component (GO): nucleus; chromatin
Source: RefSeq, a predicted model, not a curated record